CCCUCUUCCUUUCUUCUUCUUAUUCUCUCUCUCUAUCCUUCUCUCUCUUGGUUGAGUAUAUAAUAGUGUGGUUUGUAUGUAAACGAUGCGAUUAUUGAUAUGACAAAGCUAAAUAAAGCAUAAUUCCAUCCAUGCAAGCUUCUCUUCUAUCUAAAAUCGUCACAAUGACUAACCGCUGCUUUACUAAUUUCCUUCAUUCAUGUUUCACUGAAUCUUAUUUAUUACUAUAUUUUCGCCAUAGUCAACAAUUAUUGCAUGUGCCUAUCUUAUUGUUUUUUUUUUACAUAUUAUACUCCUUUCUUCAUUUAGAGCUGACUCAAUUAUAUCAAAUUUUGCUUCAUAAUAUACACGUUUAUCACAUUACACUGAAAGUAUUGUUUUUCGUAUUGUUUCAUUUCAAAGAACACAAAGUGCUGAACUAAUAUCAACAACCAUUUCAUGUAUGUCAGUUAUUGGUUUUUCCUACAUAUUACAUUCAUUUCAUCAAUUAUUACCGAUUCAAUAUUGGACUUUUUCCUUAGAAUCUACACGUUUACCAUAUUAA
This is a messenger RNA of Rotaria sp. Silwood2, 544 nucleotides long. The record is from the annotation of a GenBank genome assembly. Lineage: Eukaryota; Metazoa; Rotifera; Eurotatoria; Philodinida; Philodinidae.